This is a messenger RNA of Chelonoidis abingdonii (Abingdon island giant tortoise), 3723 nucleotides long. The record is from RefSeq and is a predicted model, not a curated record. NCBI's taxonomy places the organism in Eukaryota, Metazoa, Chordata, Testudines, Testudinidae.
UCAUUACUAUCAAGAUGCGCUUGAAGAAAAUACAGCACGACAGUUACGGCUGGCUUUCCUGAUGCACUCUUGGAAGGAUACACUGGAUUAUUCAAACAACACCAUGGAAUCAGCUAUUCAGUAUGAGAAAUUCCUGAAUGAAUUCUUUUUAAAUGUAAAGGAUAUCCUUCGGGCUCCUGUUGAUUUGAUAGGCCAGUUUCAAAAAUGGGAAUUUCAAGAAACAGAGCUGAGUAAAAGUUUUUACGACAAGAAGGCAGCCAUUCAUGAAGCACUGUGUGACAACAUUGACACUCGCACUGUUUUGGAAGAAAUGCGAUCUUUAGUCAGCCAGAGCAAUUCCUAUAUUGCUGCUAAGAAAACUGCCAGGCAAAUGCCAAAUAGACUGCUGCUACAAAGUAUUAGUUCUUAUCUCACUCAGAUGUUAAAGAUCUUUGGUGCCAUAGAAAAUGAUGAAGCUCUUGGAUUCCCUGUUGGAGGAAAUGGCCAAAACAUAAACCUUGAGUCUACAGUGAUGCCAUACCUACAGGUGUUGUCUGAUUUCAGAGAAGGAGUGCGACAAAUUGCCAGAGAAAAGAAAGUAACUGAAGUACUGCAGUUGAGUGAUGCUCUUCGAGAUGACAUUCUUCCUGAGCUUGGAGUUCGAUUUGAAGAUCAUGAAGGACUCCCAACUGUGGUCAAAUUGGUAGACAGGGAGACCUUACUAAAAGAAAGAGAAGAAAAGAAAAAGAUUGAAGAAGAGAAAAAAAGAAAGAAGGAAGAAGCAUCUAGGAAAAAACAAGAACAGGAGGCAGCGAAACUGGCAAAGAUGAAGAUUCCACCACAUGCAAUGUUUAAAUCAGAGCUUGACAAAUACUCCAAGUUCGAUGAAAAUGGAUUUCCUACUCAUGAUACAGAAGGUAAAGAACUCAGCAAAGGACAAAUGAAGAAACUGAAGAAACUUUAUGAAGCACAGGAAAAACUUCACAAGGAGUAUCUGCAAAUGGUUCAGAAUGGAACUGCAAUUUGAGAACAAAACCAGGACAUUCUUCUUUUUUAAAAUAAAGGCGAGAGCUGGGUUAUUAUAGGAACAGUAAAGAGCAUAUAUUGAUGCUCGUAUUGUGUUUACAUGUUCUACUGUGGACAAGCUAAAACUACUUGUUUACGUGGAUUAAUAUAUCAUCUAGUUUAGAGUGUCAAUAAAAUUUUAUUAUUAAAAAUGAAAAGACCCUGUAAGAUGUUUGUGUCACAAUCAUUCCAGACUGAACAACUCUCUUGGGGAAGACACUGUUCAGUCAGCAAAUCCACAUAGGUUUCUUGCUUGUUAUAACCUCUUUGGGCCCCUGGGUAAUUUCUCAUGCAUGUCGCUCUUUAGCUAACUAAUAUCCAGUGUAUCUUGUGCUUUGGAAUAGUUAAUGUCAUAACAAGUAGAACUUACUGAGACCUACAGCAAAGCUGAUGAAUUUGUCCAACGGCAAGAACCAUAAAUAUUUCUCAAAUGAUUUCAAUGACAUUACAUAGGCAGGAAGUACCAUAAAUAGUUCAGGUACGAUGCUUCUGUUGCUGUUUUUCAAAACCCCAAUUAUAGACAAAUCUGUGGUAUAAGCUAACUGUCAUUUUCAUAAGUUGGACUGUCACACCCCUCACUUGGCCAAACAGGGCAAGAAUGUCCCUCUCUGCUUGGCCCAGCUCAGCUUGUGACUUUACUCAUGUAAAUGAGUGGAUGGGGAGAGAAUGGACAGGGCCAGAGAGUGGGAAGAGGCCUGCUCUCUUUUUCCCGCACCCCUCACUGGCCAGAGGAACAAAGGUGCUCCACGUAACAGGGUGAAAUAACUCUCAACCUCCUCUGAGCAACAUGGAAGCAAGGGGAAAAUUGUGACUGUUACAAUUCACUGUCUGGUUUGCUCCUGGGACAGUGCAGUUAUGCACUCUACUGAACUAAAGACAUCUAACACUGUUAAACACUGCAAAUUCUGAACAGAUGACUGAGUCUUUAAAGACUCACCGUAUAUUCUUUACUUUCAGUCCCGUGUUCCAUCUUAUGUGAAUUCUGUAGCUCAAACAAGAUGUUCAGAAGUGACUAGUGAUUAGGUGCCUCAAUUUUUGGGUGGUCAGCCUGAGACAUCUUAAAGGGUUCUGAUUUUUAGAGACUGAGAAUUUAGCAUUCUGAGAAUGCAAAUUUCAAGUUGUGUACGCACUGUCACCUCAAUGAGCAUUAAGGCCUUCCUUACUGCCAUUUGAUGGGAGAGGUUGAGUGGGGAGUACUUUGACAAAGGUACAGUUGUCUGCUGAUUUGGGAUGCAGCUUGGGGAGCCCUAAGAGUUCAGUAUAAAUAUCCAACAGAACAAGGCUCAAGGAGGUGGUCUUGAAUGUAAGUAGGGCCCAGUUUGCUCAACUUAAGGUCUAUCUAAAGAAAACAGGUUUCGAGUAAUAUGACCAUGGCUGCACACCGUGCAAGCUAAUUUACUGUUGCAUUUUGAACAAACUGCAAGUGAUGGAAAUACCCUGCUGUGACUUGUUGAGAGGAAAUUACAAUACUCGUCCUCACUGUUGCAAUGAUAUAUGUUGCUGUUUGGAGGUCAACAGGGGAUUGCUCAAGUGAAACACACUGCUACCAUGUCUGGCUCUCAGCUUUCCAUAAAAUAAUACCCGCAAUGUAUUAACUUUACUCACUAUCUAUAAACAAGUCCCCUUCAUAGGGAGUAAGCUUUAUAGGGUGUGCCUCCUCAUCCAGCAACUUCUACCCAGUAGAAAGGCUUUUGUCUUCCCAGGGCUGUGGAUGAAGAAACUCUGACAUAUCCAGCUUGCAGCAUCGUCUGAGCAUUUCUGCAUGCCUGAAACUGAACUUGAACAAUGCAGAGUAAGAGAGAGACAAUUGUGUUGAUGCUAUUUUAGUCCAUAUUUAGACAUUAUCUUGGUAAACCUCCUAUGUUACAUGGAUUACAGGAUAGCUCAAGGGAUGCUGAAUUUUUCAGUAUUUUGAGGCACAUGUCCACUAUUACUGAUUUGAUUCCAUCUUCUAGGAAUGCCUUGUACUAUUGAAAGGCAGUGCCAGACAUUUCAGCAAGGUCCCUUAGUUACUACUACAAUAUCUUAUGCACGGUCCAUUGUGUCAAAUUUUGCUGAGAAGCUCUAUGUGACUGGCUGCUAUUUACAACCAGCAUAUCAUUCAUGCUGCCACAGAAUUAAUCUCUCCCAUACAAGGCAAUGGUCCUAGGCCAUCAUCAUGGGGUCAUUGCUGGUGAAGGGUGCUGGAUUUUACAGGUUUCCAGCAGCAAUGGCAGAAGCCCAGUAAAGAAAGGUGAAUCUAGACAGGUGUUGCCUAGUUUAUGCACAGCAAACAAAUGUCAACAAGAGUAUCGGGUUACCUUAAAUUUAUACUAUCAUAUAUAGAUAAUAAUGAUGAGAAACACCUUGUCAUGCAUUGUUAAACGUAUCUUGCUGAGGAACCUAUUGUCCUUAUAACAGUGUACACUGUUAGAAACGUCUGUACUCUAACAUUACCCCUUUAAAAUUAUUUAUGAAAGCAUUUUAUGUUUCUGUUUCUAGCUGCGCACCAAAUGGCAGUAACGAAGGUCUUAAUGCUCAUUAAGGUGAGAGUGCUUCAGGUUCAUCGCUGCCACCUAGGCUAAUGUCACAUCACAUACAUACUAAGUCCAUUGACCUAGUGAUGAUCAAAGCACACACAAAAAUACAAGUAAAAUUUUAUGAUUUGUUUAUUGCUAGAUCCUGAACAAUAUUGUUAUC